GAAUUAACCCAGUAUUAAAUAUAUAAAACAAACAAUUACUGACACACCAGUUAAUAAUAAUUCCACUGUGUAGCCCGCCGUAAGUAGGCCGCUUACAAACAUUCAACAGUACGAAACAGCAACUAACAUGAAAAUAAUUGAACCCUUAUUAUACAGUAAUUUAAGGUUGUUUUCUCCGAUAUUUGUCAUUUUUCUAAUAGCACUUUUUGUCUACCACUGGAGAAGAAGAUGGCUUUAUUACUAUUCUUCAAAAAUACCAGGACCAUUUCCAGUGCCUCUAGUGGGAAAUAUUAACUUAGUUACAGGAGGAGCUUUCGAAAUUCACAAAUUUUUAAGAAAUCUUUUCACCGACUAUCCUAAUAUUGUAAAAACGUGGGUUGGACCUUAUCUGUACGUGAGCACGACAGAACCGGAAUAUAUAAAAUUGAUAUUGACUCGGUUCUUAGAUAAAGGAAACUAUUAUCAUUUAAUGACGGGCUAUUUCCGAAGAUCGCUAGCAGCAGCUCCACUUGAAUUGUGGAAACAAAAUAGGAAAAAUAUUAAUCCUACGUUUAAUAUUUCACUUAUCAACAGUUUCGUUGACACGUUCGCCAAACACGCUAAAUUGUUUACUGAAAAUUUUGACGAUGUGUGUGGAAAGGAAGCCGUUGAUGUAUUUCCAUCGAUCUGGAAAUGUACGCUCGAUGCCGGUUGUGAAACUUUAGCAGAUGUAAAUCCGUCUUUAAUUAACACUCAGCAGUAUGUAGCAGGAAUUUUCAGAAUGGAAGAAAUUCUGUUGAGACGUUUUUUCCACCCACUUUUGCAUUUUGAUAUUUUCUGGAGCUUAUCUCCAUUAAAGAAAGAAGUAAAUACACUUUGGAAACAAAAUUGCUCUUGCAUCCAAAGGAUGAUUGAUUUGAUGGAAUCUAAAAGUACUCAAGACGAUAAUGAAAAUGCAUCUACAAAGAAACGUUUCUUAACCCAUAUGAUGAAUUUAGAUCGCAACCAAGAAAUACCACACGACUACGUGCUUGAAGAAAGUCAAAUUAUGUACUUUGUUGGAACAGAAAUAUCAGCUGCUGUACUCAGUUCCACUUUACUAGUACUCGGAAUGAAUCCAGAUGUGCAGACAAAAAUCGAUGAAGAACUGAAUGCUAUAUUUGGCGACAGCGACAGAGAUCCAACUCUGGAGGAUGUACACCAGAUGCAAUAUUUGGAUAGAGUACUCAAAGAAACGAUGAGAUUAAUUCCACCCCUACCUUUCGUUAUGAGAUCUAUAGAUGAAAAUGUUCACUUAGGUAAAUACGUUUUACCUACGGGUACCAAAGUUAUCAUUCCUAUCGCUAUGGUACAUCGACGACCAGACUUUUGGCCUGAUCCAGCGAAAUUUGACCCUGAUAGAUUUUUGCCAGACGAGGUAGAAAAGCGACCGGUUUGCUCUUACAUACCAUUUAGUUACGGUGCUCGAAACUGUAUAGCUUAUAAAUAUGGGUUAUUGUCAAUGAAAAUAAUUCUGUCUACAUUUUUGAGAUCCUACAAAGUUACAUCUUCAAAUUACAAGUCCAUAGAAGACAUGGAUUUUCUCAUACAGGUUGUUGCAAGACCUAAGAAUGGUUACAAAAUAACCGUAGAGAAAAGAGAAAGAAAAAGUAAUUGCUGAGCAAGUUGCGGCUUUUUUCAAUUAACUGCUUCAGACAUACCAAGCUAUGAUACAUGGGAUAUGAUUUUUUGUAUUUUUUAGAAAAUUUGGUUAUAGGGUGUGUUGUAAAUAUCGUAUUUUUAA
Molecule: messenger RNA, 1762 nt
Organism: Zophobas morio
Lineage: Eukaryota; Metazoa; Arthropoda; Insecta; Coleoptera; Tenebrionidae
Product: cytochrome P450 4C1-like
Exons: 11
Coding region: 128-1639 (503 amino acids)
Molecular function (GO): oxidoreductase activity, acting on paired donors, with incorporation or reduction of molecular oxygen; heme binding; iron ion binding
Source: RefSeq, a predicted model, not a curated record